Messenger RNA from Labrus mixtus (cuckoo wrasse), 3485 nucleotides. RefSeq names its product KH domain containing, RNA binding, signal transduction associated 1a (gene khdrbs1a). The transcript has 10 exons. NCBI's taxonomy places the organism in Eukaryota, Metazoa, Chordata, Actinopteri, Labriformes, Labridae. Gene Ontology annotation, molecular function: poly(A) binding; mRNA binding. The coding region runs from base 200 to 1402 and encodes 400 amino acids. Gene Ontology annotation, biological process: regulation of alternative mRNA splicing, via spliceosome. Gene Ontology annotation, cellular component: nucleus. The record is from RefSeq and is a predicted model, not a curated record.
UCAAAUGCAGCUGCGCCAUUCCUCCUUUGUCCAUUGAACAGAGGGAUUCGGUUAGCAGAGGAGAAACACCGGCUUUGCAACUUGACCAUUUAUUUAAACUCACCGAGACCCCGCGGUUUCUGUUAAGCUUACGAACAGGGCAAGGCUUCUUUCGUAAAUACAAAAAAAAAGCCGCGGUAAAAACCGGUUAAUUAACGUUAUGAGCCAAGCGAAUGGUAAUCAAAUCAAAUCUGAGUCAGUCAUAGAGUCAAGCCUAGCACAGCAGAAAAGCAACAUGGAAGACACGAAAUACCUCCCGGAGCUCCUGGCUGAAAAGGACAGCUUGGAUUCAUCGUUCACCCACGCUAUGAAACUCAUUUCUGCAGAGAUCGAGAGGAUCGAGAAAGGUGAAACUAAAAAGGAGCCAGAGAAGGAAUCAUAUCUGGACCUAUUUGCCACCAAGAGCCACAAACUCAAAGAGCGAGUACUCAUUCCAACAAAGCAGUACCCCAGGGUCAACUUUGUUGGUAAGCUUUUGGGACCACAGGGCAGCACAAUCAAGAGACUUCAGGAAGAGACUGGAGCCAAGAUUUCAGUGCUUGGAAAAGGGUCCAUGAGAGACAAGACAAAGGAAGAGGAGCUAAGGAAGGGUGGUGAGGCUAAAUACGCCCACCUGGCCAUGGAGCUGCAUGUGUUUAUUGAGGUGAUGGCCCCCAUACCAGAAGCUUAUAUGCGCAUGGCUCAUGCCAUGGAGGAGGUCAAGAAGUUCCUGAUUCCGGAGCCUGGUGAGCAUGACCCCUACAUGGACCCUCACUUCCUGAAUGGAUCCCAGGAUGGUUCAGGCAGAGGACGUGGUGGUCAGUUUGGACGGGGCAGAGGUGGACCACCUGGUGCUGGAGGACCGAGGGGUAGAGGAAUGCCACGUGGUGGCCCUCGUGGAGCAAUGCGGGGUGGAGCGCCACGUGGAGGACCAGGAAGAGGCAGCGCUCCCAGAGGUGCACCUUCUGGCAGGGGUGGACCACCUUCUGCUCCUAAUAGAGGGGGGUCAAAUCCCCGCUCUAGAGCCCCUACAGCAGGUGCUCCAAGGAUGCUCCCCUCUGCAGCUAUGUCCCAUCAGCAGCACCAGGGUCCUCCAUCAGGAUCCCAGCCCAAGGCUGAGGGCUAUGAAGACUAUGCUCCUUAUGAAGAGUCCUAUGCUGAGCCUGCCUAUGAAGGAUAUGACAAUUAUUACAACCAGCAAUCUGCACCAGCUGACACUGAAUAUUAUGACUAUGGACAUGGAGAGGCCCAGGAACCUUCAUAUGAGCAGUAUGCUCAAGACGAGUGGGACAACUCAUGGUCCAACUCUGGGGCUGGAGGAAAGGCCCAAAUGUCCAGGCAGACAAAAGGAUCCUAUAGGGAGCAUCCAUAUGGAAGAUACUGAACGGCUACUGGUAGAGAGUUGCUAUGGCAACUGUCUUAAGAUUGUAACUCGCUGAACAUUUUUCAAAAGUAAUUUCCCUCUUGUUUGUUCACCUUUUUUAUGGUUUAUUUUAUUUUUUAAAACUCGUUAAAAUCGUUUUUUUGAAGGGGGGGGGGGUGUAUCAUAGAGUGCCAGAAGUGGAACGUGAAAGGUUUUUCGUUGUUUACCUGUUUCCAUUUAAUGUUUGUUUCAGUUGCGUAGAUGGCAGUUAAGGUCCUAGUGACAUAAACCUAACAAAGGAACAAGAGCAAUGUUUUAGUGAUAUUUGAUGGUUAGCAUUUUAAGUUAAUUGUUACUGUAAAAAUGUGAUUGUGGCGAUAAACUCCUCUCACGUAGACUUGAUUUUUUUAAAGUCCUCCAUUGACAGGACACAAAUUAUGCAUAAUGCCUCAAUGUAAUUUUUCUAUAACUAGUUAACGAUCAAGUCACAAACUCAAACACAGCCCUGAGCAAUCUAGUUUUGAGAAGUCACAGAAUCUCCCAAAAUAUGAUUGACCUUUUACAAAAAAAAUGAUUCUAUUUUUGCCACCCAUUACAAUUGGUAUGUUAUCUGUCCCAAGUUAUACCUGCAAAAACGAAUUCAUGUCAAGCUCGAGGGAUUACAAUCCUUAUUGUGUGUGAGAAAAGCUGCAGCCAACUCAAUAUUUUGUACAUAAUCUUAGGACAACUGUGUAUGCUUUAAGCCGUGUCGUCUCUAAAAUGCAUAAUGCUUGUGUACCUUUGGCUAAAUAGGAUUCUUAAUAUAUCCCAAAAUGUCUUUCUGCAGUGCGUGUUUCAAUAAAGUUUCUAGUUUCUUUUUAACCAAUCUAAACAUGGUAUUUUGCCUUUGUUGUACCAAAGGAAUGCCCUCACUUUGUGAAAGUGGUCCUCCGAGGUUUCUCAACAAUCCUGAGAAAGCUGUAUGUAUACCCGUCAGCCUGGCAAAAAACGAAAACAGCAGUGUUUUUACAAUGACCUUAUCCACUACGUCUGUUUUCAAAACGUACCUUAAUGACACCUGUAAUGUCACCUUCAAAAACGAAUAAAGCUCAUCAUUCCUUGAGAUAAUGUGCUGCCAAAUAUAUCUUCUACCUGAAAGUGAUAUAGUGCUUGAACAUGUAUUGUCUUUAACCUCUAGUUAGUUCAAGCUCUCAAGAGAGCAAUGUAUCUUCAGCCACUUGAAGUAACUGAAUUUCAACAGUAUUUCAAAUCAAGCUUGCAGGGAUCUUACUUGACUUUGAUGCAAAGUCAUGCUGGCUGGUUAUAUAAAAGAAAAAAAUCGCAGAGGAGAGGAUUCUAAAAGCCUAAAGAUCGCCACAAGAAGGUAAAACUAACCCCAACACUCAUUUGUUAGAAUUUUAUUUUGUUUCUGUGCAAAACAUCAAGUAAUGCAAGUCAUCCAAAACAUAUUAAAACAUUCAAGUACAAAAUUAUGCUAUCUGUAGAUAUUCCGAGCAAAAUAAGCGGUAAAAAAAACAAUCAGAAAUGGUUGUGAUGCAACUCUUGCUCAAAUAAAUCUAAUAAUGAUCCAUUCAUUUCUCUCAAUACUUCUCAAUUUCCAUCUUGAUAAUUACUGUAAAUGUAGAUAAUUGAAAACUUAGGUUGCACUCAAAGCGCUAAAACAUCCCAUUGGGGGACAAAAGCCCUUCAGCUUGAGUUGCAUGAUACUUUUGUAGUUUAAAGCAAGUUCUGCAUGUGUUGUCCACUUUGUACAUGAAAGCACCGUUUGUGUCCAAGAUCUCACUUCUGUUUCUUUUCUUAGGUUGUCAGAACUGUGUAAAUGCAGUUGAAACAUUAACUCCAGCUAACCAGAGAUUUAAGGCCCAUUGGUAGUACCAGGAAAGAGCAAAGGCCUUGCAGUGUCUCUAAGACGGAUUCUUCCUAAACAGAUUUUUGUUUUUAAAGGUGCAGAGGAAGGCUCUAGAUUUUCUCAGACCCUUCUGACAUUGUUGAUGCAGAGAAAAAAUGUGUGUUUUUACAUUUUUUGAAAAUGUCCUUUUUACAAUAUUUUUAUACUUGAAAACUUUGACUUGUCUUUUGAGAAAUAAAAAAGUCUUAAUGUGAA